Messenger RNA from Anneissia japonica, 2415 nucleotides. Its product is annotated as tRNA (adenine(58)-N(1))-methyltransferase, mitochondrial-like. Bases 88 to 1341 code for a protein of 417 amino acids. Gene Ontology annotation, biological process: tRNA methylation. The record is from RefSeq and is a predicted model, not a curated record. The transcript has 8 exons. Lineage: Eukaryota; Metazoa; Echinodermata; Crinoidea; Comatulida; Comatulidae. Gene Ontology annotation, cellular component: tRNA (m1A) methyltransferase complex.
ACAACUGCAGUUUUAUACUCUUUGAUACGACACUGGUGGUCGGGCACAUGUUUAUUCUGUUGUACCCAAAGACAUUAUUUGUUUAAAAUGAUACGGAACCGAGCGAGACAGAGUUUCGAAGCGCUCAUUAGGAUUCUACAGCCUUGUGGUGUGAGUAGAUUUUGGUCUGCGACUCCUGCUUCAAGUCGAUAUUUACUAUUCAGAAAGAAGUUAUUCCAAAGACUCUCAAACGAGUUAAAAGCACAAACAGUUUGUGAAGCGGCAAGAGAAAUAAAUCAAUCGGCAAUGGAAAAUUGCUCCUUGUUUGGAAAAGUUGAAUCGUCUGAGGGAAUACCCCAAGUCGACAGUAAAGUCCAAACCAAAGCAACAGGCAAUUUUAUUGAUGGUGAGCUGGCAAUGAUAAUAAGAGAAAAUAUUAAAAAACAUACAUCAAUGAAAGUUAUUGUGAAGCUGACAGAAAAAGGGAUUUUCAGCUGUAAAUAUGGAGCUAUACCACACAGGCAUAUUAUUGGUGAAACUUGUGGCAGAGAGUUCCUUACCAGCCAAGAUAUACAAGUCUUGAUACGUCGGCCAACUCUUCAUGAUUAUAUUUUAAUAAUGAGAAGACUUCCAACCAUAUCAUUCCCUAAAGAUAUAUGUACUAUGUUGAUGAUGAUUGAUGUGUCUCCUGGUGAUUCCAUACUUGAGGCUGGUUCCGGAUCGGGUGCCAUGACUCUUUUCCUCUCUAAAGCUGUUGGACCUCAGGGUAAAGUUCACUCUAUGGAAAUGAAAAUGAAGCAUCUUGAUCUAGCAAGUAAAAACUUCAAUAGAUGGAAAGACUCUUGGAACUUAAGCCAUAACUGCAAGUGGACCUCAAAUGUUGAGUUUCACCAUGGCUGUCUGAUUAACAAUGGAUAUAGGAUUCUUGAAGGCCUCAAAUUUGAUGGGGCAGUAAUUGAUAUGGAAGAGUGCGCUGCAGCAAUGCCUGUUUUAAUACAGUUUCUCAAGAUUGGAGGAGCUGUAUGUUUCUAUGUUGCAAACAUAACCCAAGUUAUUGAAAUAUGUGACAUAAUCCGAAGCCAAGAACUUCCUUUUACUGUGGAAAAUAUAGUAGAAGUGCAGCAUACAGACUGGAUAGUUAACCCAGCUAGACGAAGAAAUGGAGCAUUCAUCAAUUCUACAUCAAACAUGAGUGUGCACCUUACAGAUGAUGAUGGGAAGGAAGCAAAAACACCUGAGAGAUUAAUAGGACCAGCUCAGUACAUAAAAUAUAUUGCAAAGCCCUGGAAAGGCAGUGAACAUUCAGCAUUUUUAGUGAAAGCAGUCAGGCUGGAAUUGUUUCCAUCUUCGUAUAAAGUUUGAGCAUUAUUGCAGAUUUUGAACCAAGAUACUGCAGUAUUGUUUUCACUAGAGAAUUAGAGGACUGCUGAUUUGUUGCCAAUUUUAACAUCUGAAUAUAGUGACAUUUAUAGCCAAAACUUCAGGAAUAUGGAGAGAUUUUGUCAACAUUAAAUGUGGUAUGGAUAGGUUGGUAUGCAAACAGUCAGUAUGGUCCUGCCAGUUUAGUGUCCUUGAAAAGCACACAAAUGCUAAAAAGGACACAAACAUAAUAUGUGAUAACAUGGUAUAACUUUAUUAUUUCAAACUCUCUUUUCAUAACAUGUAACAUUUAUGAUUGCAGUAUACUGUAAUUCUAAUUAUUUUGAGAACGACUGUUUCACAAUAUUAUAUUUGAUAUAAAUACCGAAGAACAGGAACAUUACAAUUUAGAAAACAAUCUUUAAUACAGGGUACAUAUUGUUAAACAGAUAAUAGAAAACAGAAAAUAUACAAACAAUGAGUUUUUCGAUUUCUUAAAGUACUGUAAUACAAAGUAAAACAUUUUUUUUUUUCAAAAUUCAUAAAUACUGCCACCUGGGCUUUCUUAAAUAUUAAAUAUAAAUAUUAAAUAUGUCUAUAAAUUACUUUUUAAAAAUUAAAUAAGCAAAAAUAACAAUGUUAAAAUAUAAACGUGUCAUAUUAUUAAAUAUGUGACAAAUAUUGAUUGUUCUAUAAAGGAUCUACUGCCACCGUGGCAUUAAUUUCUGUAUGUUGUUGGAGAAUUUGAUUCUUGUUUAUUUAGAUUUACAAACAUACUUUCAAUUAGUCAUCAAUGUUUUUUACCCUUAUCCAACCAUUGAUUUUGAAACAAAUAUAUCAUUUGUAUCUGAAUUUUAUGAAGAAAAGUGUUCAUUCUAAGUUAAACUCAUAUAAUGAUAAUAAUGUCCUAAAAGAAUCUUUAUCUUCUAAUUGGUGUUUUUUUAAUACACAAUAUAAAAACUAAUAAUAAAGUAAAGUUUUUAAUAGAUUUCAUACGACUAAAAUAUACUCAACAUUAUAAACGGAAUUUUUAUAUUUGUAAAAAUAAAGAUAAUAUGUGGAGUAUUGCUGCAUAAA